CACAGCGGGAGUGAUUGAGAGAGUGAACGAGCGACUCAAGUUCUCAAGGUUUUUUCGUUAGGCUCUCCGCUGACAAGUUUUUUCGUCGAGUUGAUUCUGCAAAUCCAGGACUUCAAACACCAACACUCAUUCAAUCCUACAAACUUUUUUCGCGCUUUUUUGUUGCACGAUUUUUUUCGUUUGUUUUCUCAACGACGAACUGUGUCGAGCGAGUGCUGCAAAGCAAGCUCAUUCGAUGAUUUUCGCAGUGCGAGUCUUUCUGAUUAUGUUUGGUUUAGCAGCAAUGGCUAUCACCACGUACUUUCUAGUCAAGUGGACAGCAACAUUUUGUCGUAACUUGCUCAUCUUCCGAGACCCACCAAACGGAUAAACACCUAUACCUUUGAAGUUGACUUCACAUCUAUUUCGUUUCCGAUAGGACGUAUUUACAUUUACGAGUUUUUUUCUGUCCCGCGGUACAUUGUGUAACAAAAAGAGUUCCCUCAACGUUGUCUAAUAUUGCAUGUAACCAAAGUAGAAGCAUCGCUUACGAUUGUGCAUCUAUUUGUGUGAUUCCUUUUGUGUAAGAGAAACAUAUUUUCGGCAUUGCCCCAUCAUAUUCAACUGUCUCGUGGUUUUUUCGUUGCUGUUUGUAGUACGCAUAUUCUAUCUGAUUCUGUUUCUUUGACCCGAUGUGGCUUCUUUCUUCUUCCAAGAAACCUUACACGUCGAGCGUGAGUCCCGACGGCACUACAGGAGGGACCGGGAGUGAGAGAAGUAACAAGGGGCAAACAACUGAGCUGCGCCACCGAGUGACGUCCGGCCAGGGUGGCUCGCUUCGACCGACAGGUGGUACUAGUUUGAUGGAGAAUUGUGCAAUUCCUCCUAGCAGCGCACCAAUAAAAGCUGCAACCAACCAAGCCAAAAUGUCAAAUAUCUUCUCGCAACCCAUCAAAUCGGGGGCGGAGACGGCGAUACAGUUGCUGCAGAAGUUGCACAACCGACGGCCGGGGGACCGAAAUCAUGGCGAGCUCGUUUGGGAGGAGUGGACCGGCUGCGGAGUGUGUUGCUCUCCGAAAAUGGUGUUCGCGCGAUGGAAGAAGUUGGCCUUCCUCAGGUUCAAGCUGUACUCCUUUUCCUUCAACCUCGUGGGCAUACUCGCGGCCGCCUACAUGCAGAUCGGCAACAUUGCCGCGCAGUCCUACAUCGAGUACGCGCGGGAGACGCCGUACCGUUGGAGCCACUUACCGGACGUGUUUUUGGAUUUCAUCGACAAACCGUCCGUGGACAACUGGAAAACGUAUUGCGGCGACGCCAUGCCGUACUUGACUGUGUUGUUCGGACUUGCUUACUUGUUCCUUGCCGACCUGGCCUGCGAUCUCGUCGUGGCGGCGAACGUUUUUGCGGCUUCCUGGGUUUUUAACGGCAUCGCGGAAAACGUCACAAUAUUACCGUCCUCCUUCGGGUAUGAGAGGUGUCUGGACAGAAACGGAAUCAAUCACGGCGACGACCACAAAUACCAGUGGAGCAACACGACCGGUAUUAUGACGGUUUUUAUAUUUGUUCUUGAUACUGUCUGCGCUAAACGAUAACGAGGACAAGUCCCAAUAACCCCUAGCAGCCCUCCCCUAUGCUAGCAAGAUAAUGAUGAUGAUCUGGUUGUUCAACGUGUCUGCACCAUCGCGAUCAGCCUGAUUCCCUUUUACGCUUUGUUUCCGCAUGAACAUCCGCUCACAGAGUAGACUUUACAGUUGUACUUUUAGACAAAUCGCCCAAACUACUUUUCGUUUCGCAGGAUCUUGUGCCGCGAUGAUGUGGAGCGGGCACACGUUCGUGACUUACCUGGCUUGUUGGGGCCUCUUGCAGGGAUUCCGGACGCACUUUCCGGCCUACUGGACGGGGCGACCGUUUGACAGUAGCAGUUCUGCUUCAACAACAACAACCGACGACGGCUCCGCGGGUCAAGCAAACCAGGACCCAAAAUCGCCCGCGUCGACGGUGCAGCCAAAACUUUACGCUAGCGGGUCGAAGAAAGAAUUGCUCCGGAACAUCUUCGUGCCGACCCGGUCGCAGAUAUUUCUGUACACAAUGGUGGUGCUAUUCUGAGUAAAAACGUCCCCACCCCAGAGCUGUCAUGCAAUGUUGCAUGCCAAAAAAGUUUCUCAUGCGGGGCCCUAUGAGAAACAUUUUCCAUUUGUGUUUUGGAAUUUGUGAUGCUAGAAUUAUCAGCAUGAUGUGCUAGAUCUGUGAUGCUUCUGAGCUAGCGAAACAGGAUUACACGAUUACACUACGGGGACAAGCUUGUCAUGCCAAACAACAAAAGCUGUGUGAUUUGUCUAGCAGAUUUCCCAUCUUGACUCUCGUGUGGGGGCGUUUUUAAUCAGGAUAGGUUCUGGAAAUGUUUCUGCUGAUCAUCGACCACAGUCACUACACGGUCGACGUGUACAUCGCCCUGAUCCUGGCGCAGCUCACUUUGUCCAGCGACUAUCCUAUGUAAAAACGCCCCCACCUCAUAGUCAAGAUGGGGAAUCGGCUAGACAAAUCCACAAGUUUUGGCUGUUUUGCAUGACAGACUUGGACUUGUAGUGUAGUGCUGGUUGAGGUAGUUCAGCAGCAUGAGAAUCACAGAUUCAGUGUAGCAUGCUGAUUGGAGCAUGAAAAAUUUCAAAACUCGAAGAGAAAAUGAUUCUCACGGGGCUCCGCAUGAGAAACAUUCUCAGCGUGCAGAUUUGCAUUACAACUAUGGGGUGGGGAUGUUUUUAAAUACGAUAGCGACCGGCUGAAGUUCUACUUGUACUACUUGAACCCGUACACCGCCGGUGGCGUCGUCGCCUACGAAAACAACGUCUUCUACCAGAAACUGCUUGCGCGCAAAAUCCUGUUCCUGUCGCAGCACGCCGGCGGACUGGAAUCCUGUCACGUUUCGGUGAAGAGGGAAGAGACGGCAAAGGCAAAAGAGGGCAGCGGACAAGAAGUUGGAGCAACUGCCGCAAGAACUGAACCGGAAACUGUGGAAGUCGGAGAGGUGGAGAUGACGGAGUUGAAGAUUGUCUUCGAUCCCUGGUCACCUGCUGAUCGCGAGAUGGCGGACUUUUGGAAUAUGUGA
Molecule: messenger RNA, 3085 nt
Organism: Amoebophrya sp. A120
Lineage: Eukaryota; Dinophyceae; Syndiniales; Amoebophryaceae
Source: the annotation of a GenBank genome assembly